AUGGCAAUGUACGAAAACGACAUGCCCAACGCUCUUGACGUGGAAUUCGAGCGCCUUUGGCCAAGCCCAAUCGCCGUUCGCACAACAGUCGCUCACUCUCCACCGACCAGCAUUGCUUCCUCAGACCUAGUCAAAAACACCGACCAUGCUCGCCCAUCUUAUCCAAACGUCCUGACACUCGACGUCGGCGGCCGUAAAUUCAAGAUCUCCACGGACACGCUCAUCGCCGAAUCUGGAUUAUUCCAGCGCCAAAUUUCAGACCGCUUCCACUGGCAGCCUGAAACUGAUGGGUCCUACUUCCUCGAUGCUGACCCGGAUCUGUUCGCGCAUCUCUUACGCUUCAUGCGCCGACCUUCCGUAUUUCCCCUCUUUUGGUCCAAAGGCCAAGGAUUUGAUUACGACCUGUACCAGCGUCUACAAGCAGAAGCAGAAUACUUUCAGAUGAAUACCUUACACGAGUGGAUCAAAAAGCAGAGCUACCUUAGCGCAAUCUCCAUCCAUACUUUUGAGCCGCGAACUCGCGAGCUGAAGGAUAUUCGACAGGAAAAGAUUGAUGGAAACGCAAGCGAGGACUGGCACUGCGUGCCGAGGACUAGGAAGAUAUACGUUUGUCCCCGCAAAAUUCCUGUGCACUAUGGGAAUCGGAGCGCUUGUGGGCAGGCGUGUCACAAGUACCAAGGUGAUGACGACACCGAAUACGACGAAGAGGACUACUUUGAGGUGGUCAGUGUGCAGAAGAGAAUCGUGUUCGAUGAAGAAGUCUGUCAGAUGGCCUGA
Ascochyta rabiei is the source of this 777-nucleotide messenger RNA. RefSeq lists its product as uncharacterized. Gene Ontology annotation, molecular function: protein binding. Bases 1 to 777 code for a protein of 258 amino acids. The record is from RefSeq and is a predicted model, not a curated record. Gene Ontology annotation, biological process: protein homooligomerization. The transcript has a single exon. Lineage: Eukaryota; Fungi; Ascomycota; Dothideomycetes; Pleosporales; Didymellaceae.